GUUUUAAAUAUUCAGUUUCAUCUAAACACUUACACCUCUAACAACCCUACAAUGCAUAGUUUCGCAUUACAACAACCAGAGCCUGCAGUACUUCCUGUAAUACUUGAGAAGUUAAGACUAACGGCAGUCAUCUCAUUAAGAUUAUUAGCACAUAUUUGUCUACUUUUAGCUGAGUUUCUUGACGAAGGUAGUUCCGAACCUGAUCUAAAAGAUACCAAACCUGAACAUAAUUUUGUUUUAGCCAGCUAUCAUGAUUCGGCUGAGGAGCUUAAACAAGUUGAUACCAAUUAUUUGGACAACAUGGAGUAUACUACCAGCUCUUUGGACACCCUGCAGUACACUUCCAAUUCUUUGGACACCAUGACAUAUACAUCCCGUUCUUUGGAAAUUGUAUCUUCAAAUUGUGAAGAUCUGUGCAGGAACAGAUGUGAUAGUUUUAACAGCGUCGACUCCGGGACUGGAGAAGAACUUGAGCUUGAAAUAGACUUGGAGACGGGACUGGAGAUAUUCUCCUUGGAGGACGUCGGAGCACACUGCUUCCCUUGGGACGCCUGGACCGUGGUGUAUGACAAGGUGUAUGACGUGACCGAGUACAUGAAAAAACAUCCUGGAGGGGAGGAGGUUAUGCUGGAGUAUGUUGGUUACGAUGCUACGGUUGCAUUCAGAGGGGUUGGACACUCCAGGGCAGCAUUCAAGGUUUUAGACAAAUACAUUGUUGGUAUUCUUCCUAAACAUGAACGGAUGAACUUGAUAUCUGAACAUUAGACCAUUCAUUUCUGACUGUUCAUUUCUUGAUACUGACUACUGAAAAUAUCAUAUGCUGUACCUGAGUUAGUUGUUAUUUUUGAUAAUUUAUGUUGUCCGUUCUAUUUAUAUCCUUUUAAAUAAUAAAUAUAUUUUUGUUGAAAUAUUA
Messenger RNA from Eurytemora carolleeae, 913 nucleotides. RefSeq lists its product as uncharacterized. The record is from RefSeq and is a predicted model, not a curated record. Gene Ontology annotation, cellular component: membrane; intracellular membrane-bounded organelle. The transcript has a single exon. Lineage: Eukaryota; Metazoa; Arthropoda; Copepoda; Calanoida; Temoridae. Bases 52 to 765 code for a protein of 237 amino acids. Gene Ontology annotation, molecular function: heme binding.